Messenger RNA from Saxophila tyrrhenica, 1038 nucleotides. RefSeq lists its product as uncharacterized. Gene Ontology annotation, cellular component: membrane. Bases 1 to 1038 code for a protein of 345 amino acids. Gene Ontology annotation, biological process: lipid metabolic process. Gene Ontology annotation, molecular function: oxidoreductase activity, acting on the CH-CH group of donors. The record is from RefSeq and is a predicted model, not a curated record. The transcript has 2 exons. NCBI's taxonomy places the organism in Eukaryota, Fungi, Ascomycota, Dothideomycetes, Mycosphaerellales, Extremaceae.
AUGGCAAUAUACUCGCCAGUCCACGUCCUGGACGACUACUACCUCGCCAUCACUCUUCUAGUGACGGUGGCCUAUCAAUUAAUAGGCUUCUCCAUUGCCUUCACCUUCAAGUUCGACAAGCUCACGGAUUUCAUGGGAGGUACGAACUUCGUAUGGCUGGCCAUUUUCACUCUGGCAAUGUCCGGAACGACCAACGCAAGACAGAUCGUUGCCUCAAUCUUCAUCAUGCUAUGGGGCGCCCGGCUUUCAGGAUUCCUCCUCUUCCGGAUCUUGAAGACUGGCAAAGACGACCGCUUCGAUGAUAAGCGCGACAAAUUCUUCCCCUUCCUAGGCUUCUGGGUCUUCCAGAUGCUCUGGGUGUGGAUCGUUAGCCUGCCGGUGACUCUGCUGAACAGUCCCAACGUACUCCAGUUCCCACAGCCAGCGUUCGGCAAAGCUAACGACAUCAUUGGAGUCAUCAUCUUCGCGCUUGCCUUUGUCCUGGAGAGCGUGAGUGAUAUCCAGAAAUACCGCUUCAAGCAGAGCGAGGCAGGCAAGCAACCAGGCGCUGUCUGCAACGUCGGGUUCUUCAAGUACAGCAGGCAUCCAAAUUACUUCGCCGAGAUCAUGACCCAGAUCUCCAUCUUCAUCAUCGCCAUAACGCCAGCAUCAUAUCACUCUGUGCCUUCGGGAUCUGGCGCCUACGCUGCCCUUUAUAGCAGCAUGCUCGGAUGGAUCUUCUUGACCGUCCUGCUCAUGUUCCUCUCUGGCCUACCCUUACAGGAGCGUCCAGGAGCCAAGAAGCGCUACGAAAAAGGCACCGGCUGGCACGAGUAUGAGAAGUACCUGCACGACACCAGCAUUCUCAUCCCGAUGCCGCCGGCUGUGUGGAGGAAUCUGCCUGUGUUUGUCAAGCGGACGAUCGGCUGCGAGUUCCCGAUGUACGUCUUCGACCCGAACAAGCACGUCGAGGCCGACAAGAUGCAAGAUCGCCAGGCCGAAGAGGGCCGGCAGCAGAGCAACGGCGAGAAUCGACAAAGCAGUGAGCCUUUGCAGUGA